ACACAACUCUGAACAUUCGGUAUACAGUGGUCUCACAGCUAGGGAGUGCCAUCGACGAACAAUUUCACUUGUCAUUCAGUAUCUACCUGGACAUCGGACACAUUCGUGUUUUAAAGCGUCUUUCGUUGAGGAUUUUGAGAAUCUAAACGCUGUGCUCUGCUGUGGAGAUCUGCGGAUAUUUUACAUGCAGUGACUUUUCCGAUAUAGUAUUUGCAACUAUGUUUCAUUCUUACUGCCGCGGCAAAGUAAAAGGCAACAGUGUUACUGUAGUUUGAUCAGCGGAACAUUCGCAAGCUAAAUUGUUGCAAUUCAGGGAAAGUCUGUCUACUGUACACAUUGUUGUGUACCAGAUAUAUUUGUAACAUUUUUGGUCAGUACUUAUUCAACUUGCUGCAAUAUCUUUUGGCCACUUGUUUUCUGUACGCAGACAGCUAAAUAUGGAAUCAACUAAACUUGGGGGCGUUAUAGCCUACAUUCGUUCCUCUGGUUCUUCUCUCUGCCCUGAGGCUUGCUUGAGUGACAGCUCCAGCAGCAGCACAGGCAGCAGUAGCAACAGCAGCAGCCCAUCGUCCUCCCCCUCUCUCUCGUCGAUGCCCGGACGGGGGGGACCCUCCAAGCAUGCCCAGUCCCGAAGCCCCACCUCUGAGAAGACAGGGGCACACCCCUCCACUGCCAAGAGCGGCAUAACAAAGCUCAAUGGUAUGGUUUUGCUAUGCAAAGUGUGUGGAGACGUGGCCUCAGGAUUUCACUAUGGAGUGCAUGCCUGUGAAGGCUGCAAGGGCUUCUUCAGAAGGAGCAUCCAGCAGAACAUUCAGUAUAAGAAGUGUCUGAAGGCCGAGAGCUGCACCAUCGUGCGCAUCAACCGCAACCGCUGCCAACAGUGCAGGUUUAAGAAGUGCUUAUCAGUUGGCAUGUCAAGAGAUGCUGUCCGAUUUGGCCGCAUCCCCAAACGGGAAAAGCAGCGCAUGCUCCUGGAGAUGCAGAACGCCAUGAACAACAUGAUGACAAACAGCCAGCUGCACCACAUGCUCCACGGCACCCAGGCGACGUCCUGCCCGACGGAGCCCAUCCCCAUCCCCAGCACCACCUCACGGCCCUCUCCCUCUCCCUCUGCCUCCUCCUCCUCCUCACCCUCUUCCUCGGCGUCCUCCUCCUCAUCGGCCCCUUCUUCGCCGCAGAGUGUGUCUGCUGACUCCGAGUCCAAUGUUCCCAUGGACACCUCCCUGAGCUCUGCGUCCUCCUGCGCGUCAGACAGCGGCGAGGAGGACGCCGUCACCGGCGGCAACAGCGGCAGCGCGGCGCCUCAGGAUGGCAUGUUUGCCUUCGAGCAGGAGAGGCCAGCUGGCUCGUCCGUCUCCCCCGCCCGAGGCUCCCCGUCGCUGGGGCUAGCCGAGCAGCUGAGCCAGAGCAGCAUGGAGGAGACCUCCGAGUACGCGAGCCGCUGCCAGGACAACGUGGCGGCCACCUCGCCCAAGAGCUAUCAACCCGUCUACCACACGCAGCUUCCUCAGAGCUGGGCCUACAGAGAAGAGAGGACCCACUCAGCCUUGCAGCAGCAGCAGCUCAACAGCGCCCCCAGUGGCACAUAUGCAGCCAACACCCAGAGCUCUUAUCACUAUAGCCACAGCGUGAACGGGCACGCACCACCUAUGAGGCAUCUGGUAUGCCCCAUGAACACCUCCCCCGUGGUGGACCCACGCCUGCCCAGUCAUGAAGUCUGGGAGGAAUUUUCCAUGAGUUUCACCCCCGCUGUGAAGGAGGUGGUGGAAUUUGCCAAGCGAAUUCCAGGAUUCCAGGACCUAUCACAGCAUGACCAAGUCAGCCUUCUUAAGGCCGGCACCUUUGAGGUGCUUAUGGUGCGCUUCGCCUCGCUGUUCGACAUUAAUGAACGCACCGUGACUUUCAUGAGUGGCCGGAAGUAUAGCCUGGAGGCUCUGCGCUCCAUGGGCGCUGGCGAGCUCCUCAACUCCAUGUUCGAGUUCAGUGAGAAGCUACUGUCGCUGCAUCUGAGCGAGGACGAGAUGAGCCUCUUCACCGCCGUGGUGCUAGUGUCGGCAGAUCGUUCAGGCAUUGAGGAUAUGAACUCUGUGGAGGUGCUCCAGGACAACCUCAUCCGAGCACUUAGAGGUCUGAUCACAAAGAACCACGCCAACGAGGCUGCAGUCUUCACCAAGCUACUCCUCAAACUGCCUGACCUCCGUUCGCUCAACAACUUGCACUCCGAGGCACUCUUGGCCUUUAAGGUCCACCCAUGAACCAGGAAGCGCUUUGUCUUCUCAAACGACCAACUUUGGAGGGUUUAAAAUGUCACUGUAGAAUGUAUGUAAAGUUGUUUUUUUUUAUUGUUUUGGGGAGGUGUCUGAAAAACAUGUUGAAGAUGUUUAAAAACAGAUUGACUGCCAUUACAUACAUGCAGGUAUUUGUGUGAAACCUUUGUGGAUUUUUGAAGAUUUGGAGGUAUCAUACAGAUUGAAAAUAUGUAUUCAUGGAUCAUUUCUGUGAUCCAAAGAACCACUUAAUUAUUUUUUUUGGAUACUUUGCACUUGUAAUUCUCAAGUGGUGUAAAUCAUAAACAUAAGGUAUGCUAACGUAUAUUCUUAUGCCUGCUGAUCUUCCUUGUAGUUUCUUAAAACACUACAUCUUGAGGAGAACUAUCAAGGACUUGCAUAAGAUCCUGUUGUGGGAAAUGCAUGACUAUCUAUUUAAGAACCUUGAUGUCAGUCUAUCCUUCAGAAACACAAGGACAGUUUUUUUUUUCUUUCUCUCAGAAAAAAAUAUUUAAAUUUAAGUUCACUUGAGAAUUAUGAUAAUAUGUAGUUUUGUUGGUCAGAAUGUAUGGCUACAUUAGUGCUAGCUAGCAGUCAGAAUGCACAUACGCUUUGCUUUACCUUAUCUCCUGUUUGAUUUGUUACGUUGUAGUAGUACUACUUGUUUGCACACAGUAUCGCUGCCCAUCAGAAGCAGCAAGCACACAACAUUUUCACAGAGCCUAUAUUUUGCCUGGACCUAAUUAUGGACCUAAUUAUGGGACCAUCGUCAUUCAAGUCUACAAAUAUGAUUUGGUCUAGAGACAAUUCUCUUGAGAAGGCAAAUAAGCAUAGUCAACAAAGAAAAAUAGUGAGCAUUUGUUACUGCCAUUGUAAUACAGAACCAAUUUAUACAUGUUAACUUCCUUGUACUUCCAGUAUCCAAACCUGACUAAGAAAUCAGGUACAACCUUCAUGUACCUCGCACAGAUGAAAAGCAAAAGGGAAAGAGCAAUGCAAGUGAAAGUUUACCCAGAAGUCUGUAGAAGGCCUUAAGGCCUCGUGUCUGCAUGUGGACAUGGGGUGUGCUAUUCUUCUGUUGUUCAUUUUGUUGUCGCUUAUUGUUUGUGUUUUCUUUUCUGUGAACAGAACAGUGAGACAUUUUAAAAUCCCAAUGCCAGGGGUUAGUGUGCUUUCUGUGUCUGCUGUUCUGGAAUUCUAUGCAGAGGAAGCAGCUGGACGGUGUGAUUCGCAGAGCUUGAUUCAGCUCUGAUUUACACAACUUAUGUCCAUAUCUGUUUUGUCCUUUGUUCUGCUUUUCUUCGUAAAUGAGUUCAGUAUGUAUAGUUGUGUAUAUCUAUUGAAGAUGUAUCUAUAUAAAUAGUAUAUCAAUAAAUAUAUACAUAUAGUAUA
Messenger RNA from Alosa sapidissima (American shad), 3659 nucleotides. RefSeq names its product nuclear receptor subfamily 1, group D, member 2a (gene nr1d2a). The record is from RefSeq and is a predicted model, not a curated record. Gene Ontology annotation, molecular function: nuclear receptor activity; zinc ion binding; RNA polymerase II cis-regulatory region sequence-specific DNA binding. Gene Ontology annotation, biological process: hormone-mediated signaling pathway; negative regulation of transcription by RNA polymerase II; positive regulation of transcription by RNA polymerase II. The transcript is spliced from 8 exons. Bases 438 to 2255 code for a protein of 605 amino acids. Lineage: Eukaryota; Metazoa; Chordata; Actinopteri; Clupeiformes; Clupeidae.